Messenger RNA from Oppiella nova, 822 nucleotides. The record is from the annotation of a GenBank genome assembly. NCBI's taxonomy places the organism in Eukaryota, Metazoa, Arthropoda, Arachnida, Sarcoptiformes, Oppiidae.
AAGAAGUCGUCCGAAGAGAAGCCGACGUCGACUAUAAUAAGUAUUGAAGAGAGCAUCUCAACAGUCGUGGCCAACACUUACAGUCCAUCGUCGACAUCAGUAGCGUCUGAGCACCACUGGUCACCCGCACCCAUACGUCUGCCCUCACCCACACAUAAGUCAUCCCAAUUGCAAACAGUGUUAUCCCCGAAACCACCCAAACAUACACAACCCGUGCGUCCAAAGUGUGGAAUGUGUGACAACAGAGCCGGUGAUGACAACGAGUUGAUCACGUGUUCGCUGUGCGGCAUAUCGGGCCACGCCAUCAGUUGUCUCAACUGUUCCCAACAAUUACUUAAACGAAUUAAAGAGAGCUCCCGAUGGGAGUGUCCCAACUGCAAGAAGUGCGGCAUCUGUGGUGAGCCCGACAUCGACCUCGUCAUAUGCAUCGUCUGCGACCGCGGCUAUCACUCCCAGUGUAUUAAACUUCCCAACAAUUUCACGGUGUCGAAAUACAUCUGCGAAGACUGUAAACCCAAACCUGUGGUGAAGACAUCGACGAAGAAGGCAUCGCACAGUGUGUCCACUGUUUCGGUCCACACGAAGGCUGAGAAGCGGUUUGUGGCCGAAGAGUUGACAUCUAUUAAGCCAUUGAAGGGUCAAAGGGUUGCCAAAAGCGCGACACAACUGAAGGCCGAGAAGUUGAGGAAAAACGCAGAAAAGGCACGAAAACAGAGGGAAAGGAGGGCUGCGAUGAGACUUCGGGCGGAAGCCAUCAAACACAAGACUACCACUAAAGCAAAACCCUCUAAACCGACGGAAAGCACCGCAAAGUCAGUGAAA